Camarhynchus parvulus is the source of this 2562-nucleotide messenger RNA. RefSeq names its product NF-kappa-B inhibitor zeta-like. The record is from RefSeq and is a predicted model, not a curated record. The coding region runs from base 1 to 2562 and encodes 853 amino acids. The transcript has 17 exons. Gene Ontology annotation, molecular function: DNA binding; POU domain binding. NCBI's taxonomy places the organism in Eukaryota, Metazoa, Chordata, Aves, Passeriformes, Thraupidae. Gene Ontology annotation, biological process: regulation of gene expression. Gene Ontology annotation, cellular component: nucleus.
AUGUUGCAAACAGUCUGCAUGAGCCCUGAGCUGCUUGCCAACCAAAGCAUGAGUGAAAGUGAAAUCUGUGGCUACAGCCCAGGCCAGGGAUCUCCUCUGCCUGGAGAAACUGCCAGUCCCAAGAGCUGCUUCCAGCAGAGCCCAUCUCUGCCAGACUCUGGAUUAACUGAGCUGAACGUGGCGAGCCCCAAGAUCUUCCACCCUCCUCCUCCUCCUCCUCCAUGCAACCCUCCAGGGAUGCCUGCUCCUGCUGACUCUGAACUUAGCUCUGAUCCCCCUCAGAAGCGCUACAUGGGUGUGAGAGUGAAGAUGCCAGUGCGGGAGCUGCUGAGGAAAAUCCGACUUUCCAAAGGCUUGGACCCAGCUCCAGGCAAGGAAGCCGCAGCAGUGAAGAUGGUAGCCAAAGGAUCCUCAGGAAAAACAGCAGAGAAGAGGAGAUCUCACCCUUAUACAGAGAAACAGCUUAGACAGAGCAAGCAGAGCGCUGGGCUAAGCCCCAGAGGCUUGGAGGACCUCGACAUCCUGGUGGAGGUGCUGCAGGAGGAUCUGAACCAGAGCCAGCUCGGCGAGGAGCCCCGGCAGCCCGCGCCAGACGGGUUCUGGCAGGGAUUCUGCACCCGGGAGCUGCAGAGCUGCUGCUGGCAGAGCGCGGGGAGCGAGGAGGCAGCCGGGGGCCUGCAGGGACCAGCAGAGCUUCACCCCCUGCCCUGUGGCAGAGAUUUCCACCCCAUCCUGCGGGGACAGGCACAGCCUUCCCUCCAUGGUCAGCAGGAAAGCACCCAGAGGUCCGGCUCACCUGGAAUGGUCUUCGGGAUGGGCGAGGACGGGGGCAGCUGGUGGGUGCAGGAUGAUCCCUUGAGCUCCCAGGAGGGUUUCCCGAGGAACUCUCCAUCCCAGGAAGGUUUCUCAAGGAAUUCUCCGUCCCAGGAAUGUCUCCUGAGGAAUUCUCCCUCCCAGGAAGGUUUCCCAAGGAACUUUCCACCCCAGAAAUGUUUCCUGAGGAACUCUCCAUCUCAGGAAGGUUUCUUGAGGGAUUCUCCACUCCAGGAAGGUUUCUCAAGGAAUUCUCCAUCCCAGGAAGGUUUCCCAAGGAAUUCUGCACCCCAGGACAUGCCUGCAGUCCCCAGCUUGGCAGAGAUGCUGCUGGAAGCUCCCAGGGGCUCUCCAGAUGUGGAGGGACAUUUGAGGCCGACCCCAAAUUCCUUCACCAGGCAGGACCUCUCUGCCCUCUCCUUCUUCCAGUUCCAGCUGCACAGGGAGGAGAAUUUGCUGAGGAGCAUCCCAGAGGAAGAACUGCUGGCUGCUGAUGAACAUGGCAACAGGCUGCUGCACAAGGCUGUUGCCCAGGGAAGGAGGGCUCUGACUUUUGCCCUGGCCCGGAGAUUUGCAUCCCUCAACAAGAUCGACGAGAAGGAUGCAGAGAAAAGGACUGCUUUGCAUCUUGCUGCAGAAAAGAACCAGCACCUGAUGGUGAGUGACCUGAUCUCCCUGGGAGCCAACGUCAACGAGCAGGACAGCUCUGGGAAAACUCCCCUCCACCUGUGUGCAGAGAAUGGCUACCUGAGGGUUCUGCAGGUCCUGAAGAGCUGCAAGAGCAGCGGGGUGUGUGUGGAAGUGGAUCUGCCUGACCACCAUGGUCUGACCCCCCUGCACUGUGCUGCCCUUGCCCACACCGUGCUGGUGGCAGAAUCCCAGAGCCCUGCCAGGGACAGCGGCGCCGGGAGGCUCCUGAGGCUCCGGAGAGCCCAAAUCCUGGAGGGAAUUCUGUGCCUGCUCCAGAUGGGAGCAAAGCCUCAUCUGCAGGUCCUGAACUCGUGUCCAACCUCCACCCCCUGCCUAAAGCUGGAGGAGAACACAGAGCUCAUGUGUUUGCUUCAGACUCAUAAAGCCCAGGCACAGGAUGUUCCUCAGGAGAGCUGCAGCCUGCUGGAUGCUCCCAGAGGAACCCCCGCUCCCCCGGCUGCAGAUAACUCACCUGGACUUUGCUCCUUGUCAUCCUCCCAGCUCCUUGAUGUCCUUCUCGAAGAUCCCGCUGGCCCUGAGGAGUGCAGGGAACAAAUCCUGAGCCCCCCGAAUUCCACAGCCCAGCCCCCGUUUUUGGGCAUCCUCAACCCCAUCACCUGCAUCAGCAGCAGCGUGACCCUGCUGUUCCUCCUCACCCCGCAGCAUUUCCCCCUUUACGAUGUAAACAACCUGUACAACACAAAUGCUGAAUUUGACUGGGGAGAUUUCCGGAGCCUCAGGGAGGAAAUCAGAGAAAUUCCCAGAAAUUCCCAGAAAUUCCUCCUGUUCCUUUUCCAGUUCCAGGCCCCCGGCACCUACGUGCUCCAGCUGAGCAGCAACAAGCACAAGAGAAUGUACGUGAGGGCGAUGCCAUGGGGGGCACGGUGCCCUCAGGCCGGGCCCUUCCUGCCCAGCAGCCCCGGGGUCGCUGUCCGCCUGGGCAUCGCCAGCAGCGCGGAGCUGCGCCUCAGCCCGGACUGGGCAGCGACGGCCGCGCUGAGCUCGGCGCUGCUGCUGCUGCUCGCUGCCAGCCUGGCACCGGCUUUCGAAUUUUUGUGA